GCGGAGCUUCCCUGGCGGGAGCAUCCAGCGCUCAGCUCCCGCCGGGCUGGGGCGGCGGCGGGAGGCGGGGAAGGGGCCGAGGCGUGCGGGGCGCUCUCGCCGCGGUGCGGCCGCUCCCGGGGGCGGGCGGGAGGUCGGCCGUGCCCGGCCGGGGCGCUGGGAGCCGGCUGCGCGGCGGUCAAAGGUUCCCAGCAGGAGGUUGGACACUAGAGGGCGAUCCCCGGCCCUGCUGCGGGCUGUAUAUAUACGGCGCGCAGCACCGCGGCAGCCCACUAGCAACAGGGCAGGCAGCGAGCGGAGCGGGGCUGGGCCGGGGGACGGGCUCCGGGAGCACCGAGCCGCGCCGUGCCGCGCCGCGCCGCGAGAUUGCUCUGGAGUCGCCGCCGCUGCCGCCGUCGUCCCGUUCGAAACCUGGAUUGCAGGAGCCCUUCACCAUGCCCGGCAGACUGUAGUUGCUUCAUGGAGCAAGCCAAUUUCUACGAGGUCGAUUCCCGGCCCCCGAUGAGCAGCGGCCAGCACCACCAGCUCCAGACUCCCCUGCCCGGCAGCACCUACAGCUACAGAGAGGCUCCCUCGGCGGCGGCACCUGCUGCGGGCGGCGCGGAGCUCGGCGACAUCUGCGAGAACGAGAACUCCAUCGACAUCAGCGCCUACAUCGACCCCGCCGCCUUCAACGACGAGUUUCUGGCCGACCUAUUCCAGCACAGCAAGCAGCAGGAGAAAGCCAAGGCCAUCCUGGCCGGGGAUUUCGACUUCCACACCAUGCAUGGGGCCGGCGCCGCCGCCUCGGCGCCGGGGCACCAGCCGCAGCACCACCAGCAGCCGCUGUUCGGCUGCGUGCCCGGCUACAUGGACGGCAAGCUCGACCCCCUCUACGAGCGCAUCGCCGCGCCGGGCUUGCGGCCGCUGGUGAUCAAGCAGGAGCCCCGCGAGGAGGAGGAGGUGAAGUCGGCGGCCCUGUCGGCCCUCUAUCCCCAUCACGCCCCGCAGCAGCACCCGUCCCACCUCCAGUACCAGAUCGCCCACUGCGCCCAGACCACCAUGCACCUCCAGCCCGGGCAGCCCACGCCGCCCCCCACGCCCGUGCCCAGCCCGCACCACCCGCACCACCCGCACCCUCCCGGCGGCCUGUCCGCCGCGGGCACCCUCAAGAUGAUGCCCUCGGACCACCGGAGCAAAUCGAAAAAGACAGUGGACAAGAACAGUAACGAGUACCGGGUGCGCCGGGAGCGCAACAACAUCGCGGUGCGCAAGAGCCGGGACAAGGCCAAGCAGCGCAACGUGGAGACGCAGCAGAAGGUGCUGGAGCUCACCACCGACAACGAGCGGCUGCGCAAGCGGGUGGAGCAGCUCACCCGGGAGCUGGAGACUCUGCGGGGCAUCUUCAGGCAGCUGCCGGAGAGCUCGCUGGUGAAGGCCAUGGGCAGCUGCGCCUAGCGCCGCGCCGGGCCGGCCGGGCUGCCCUGCCCGCGCACAGAUACUCUAUGCACCGGCGUGCGGCAAGCGCCGUGUGCCGGCGGCAGGGGAACGGGGGGUUGUUUUGGUUUUGUUUUGUUCGUUUCGUUUGUUUUUUAUCAAUUCACGACCUAUACAAGAAGCCAGGCAGCUCUAGUAUUAAAAGGUUUGUGCCUUAGAGAUGACACACGAGUAAGCUGAAAACGUGGUAGGUUUUCUAAGGAGAAAGGCAAGGGGAAGGAAGAAUUAAAGACCACGUGUCUACACAGGGUAAAUAACAGUAAUAAUAAUAAUAAUAACAACAACAACAAAAACAGUAAUAAAGCACACAUAGCAACCCAGAUGUGCCUUAAAAGCUGGCUGCAGGAGCUCUGGGGCUUACUAUGCCCUCCAGCCUUGCAGGGUGCGAGGAGAAGGAAUGAGGGACGUGCGGGCUGGAGGGCUGCGGUGGCUGCGGUGUCCUGCCGGAGCCCUUCCAGCCGGCCUGCAGUGCAGCAGGCAGGAGCAGCUUUGGGGAAGUCAGCGAUGAGAAGAGGAUUUGCGGCUGAGAGAUGUGCAGCACUGGACGCCCGUUAGGAGCACUGAGGUGUGGGGCAGCCACCGGACUGCUGCCAGGACUGUCGCAGCCUGGCCGGGCUGCCUCUGCCAGCCCUGUCCCCUGCCUUGGCUGGAGGUGACAAGGGGCCAGAAGCGCUGCAGGACCGACGGACAGCCUGGGACUGAUGGAGCAACAGCUUGCAGGAGUACGGUGAGCUCUCUCCGUCGAAAGCAAGAGCAGCAGUGUCUUGUACUGUAUGUCACGACGUGGCGAAGCACAAAUGAAUAAAUACCUAUUGAUGCGGGUAUUUACUAUGAACUUUCAGUGUAUUUUGCUUUAUUCCAGGACAUUUUGCUCUUCUCCAAGUCUCUGUCCACCCAAACUGUGCCUCGUGUAAUGUGAAAGCCGUUCCAUGUACACUAGCUAUACUUUAUUGCCUUACUUAGAUCUUUGCCAUCACACAACUUUCUUAUCUGGUGACAGAGACUAUGCCCUUGUGCUGCAACGUUAUUUUAUUAUUUGUGUGGAUGGGUGAGAGUGAGUGUAUGUUGCCUUCUUCACAUUGUCCUGUACUGGUUGCUGCCUCCCGACCCCAAGGCAGGAGUGCCUGGAAUGGGGCAUGGGUUGUGGGGCUGCACGAUGCCUGCGGUGGGGCAAGGAGGCUUGUUCCUGGUGCUGUUGCACCUUUGGACUCUGGAGCUUCUCCCAGAGUGAGAGAAAAAUAAACAAACAAACAGGCCCCCUGGGCAUUCUGGUAGCCAUGCAGAACAUUUCUUCCUUGUGUUGUAGCUGCAUAACAAUUUGUGAAACUGAAGUAAGUCUUGACAAGAGAGGAGAACAAGGUGGAUGGAGCUGUUUGAAGGCAUGACAGUGAGAGCACAGUGCUGGCAGCGUGUGUAUGUGUGUGCAGCGUGUGUAUGGUAUGUAUACGUGUAUGUAUAUGCACACACAUUGGUGGGUUGUUUUUUUUUUAAUUUGGGGGGGAGGGAACUGCAUAUAAAAUUUUGUCAGAAGUCCUGGUUACCUUCAUAAAUAAACAGCAUAUAUUCUA
Molecule: messenger RNA, 3044 nt
Organism: Passer domesticus (house sparrow)
Lineage: Eukaryota; Metazoa; Chordata; Aves; Passeriformes; Passeridae
Gene: CEBPA
Product: CCAAT enhancer binding protein alpha
Exons: 1
Coding region: 460-1437 (325 amino acids)
Biological process (GO): regulation of transcription by RNA polymerase II; DNA-templated transcription
Molecular function (GO): RNA polymerase II cis-regulatory region sequence-specific DNA binding; DNA-binding transcription factor activity, RNA polymerase II-specific
Source: RefSeq, a predicted model, not a curated record